Molecule: messenger RNA, 1086 nt
Organism: Paraglomus occultum
Lineage: Eukaryota; Fungi; Glomeromycota; Glomeromycetes; Paraglomerales; Paraglomeraceae
Source: the annotation of a GenBank genome assembly
AUGUCUCCAGUAACAACGCAAUCCCCACGACAACUGAUCGUGCAAUUCACAGACGGGUCUCAAAUAGACUUUCCCGUCCCUUCUGCCCAAGACAUACGCGAUCGCUUUUUCUAUCGAAAAGCCAAAUCAUCUGACAAACCGGCUAGACCUCCGAACAAAUUCUUCAUCUUUCGUACCAUGCUACAGGGUAGCAUCGACGCCUUGAAAUUACAAGUCCCAAUCGUUUCCGGGUUGGCUAGUGAAGUAUGGAAAAAAUGCAGCGAUGACGUUAAGGAGUUAUUUACCAAGCUGGCUGCUAGAGCAAAAGCCGAACAUAGUGAAAUAAAUCCCGGUUACGUAUAUAAACCGUUUCGGAGGAACAGCAGCGAAAGUUCGGAUGAUAAGGCAAGGGCAGAAGACAGUCAUGACGAGAACUCGGAACGAACGCAAACCGAAACGACAGAAACCACGGAAUCAUUGCCGUCGAGUCCAUCCACUCUUACCCCAUAUACUCACUUUCCAUUAUGUCAAAGUGGUGGGUAUUACAUGAUGCCUGAAGCUCUCCGCAAAGAAGCAUGCGCUUUUGACGAACAACUCGAGGGCUCACAUAUUCUCCUCAGUGGAUAUAUGAACGCUUAUACAUGCGGUGAUUAUUGUAAUGACGCCGGCAAUUACCCAGACACACCUCCGGUCGAAGAAUCUCCGUAUCCAGUCACGUACGAUUAUCCGACAUUCGAUGUCAAACAUUUAGCUAUCAGCACCAUGAACAAUGGAAACGUAACAUCUUGUGAGAUGAACAAUAACAGCAACGAAAGCAAAUUCAGUAUGCAACCACUCGUUUAUCAAGCACUCGAUGUUUCCUCUGGCUGCUAUUCGUAUCCCUACAACUACAUACCCGAGUAUACAUCAAACAUACCACAUGACACUUCAAUGUCUUUCGCAGUCUCAUCCUCGGUCUUUUACCUCAACGCAAUCCCACCAUCAUCUGUUCCCUACGGUCAAUCUCAUACGCCAUCUCUCUCUCCGACGUCCACCAUUCCAUACAGCGACUCGUCCUCGAUAUGUUAUAGUGCAUCCGAUAAGGUUGAUGAUGAGUCCAGUGAAUAA